AUGGGCUGGUUGUGGAGCUCCUCGAGCAAUAACGAGCCAUCUACCACCCCCCAACCCGAGCAAUCAACUCAGCCAGAAGCGCCCUUUGAAGAAGCCCAAACCCUUGAACCAGCACCAACAUCAACAUCAACAGAGCCAGCAGCCCCAAGACCCAGAACUCGUGAUGAGAUAGCAAAUAGCGAGCUCGUCGCAUAUCUUAGGUCCCUCUCAAACCCUUCCAAAGACGAUUUCGCCGAUCUCGAAGACGACGAUGACGAUGACGAUGACGACGACGACUUUGACCUAGUUAGCCCCACAGAGCCCGACCUUCCCCCCUCCAAAUCCCUCAUCACCCCCCGUAACCUCUACCCUUCUACAAUCUCCUGCCACCAAGCCUUCGAAUUAGCAUUCCACUGCCAAUCCCCCGGCGGCCAAAUCCUCAACGUCUACCGCUACGGCACCUUCCGAUGGUGCGGCGACCACUGGAACAACUGGUGGUGGUGCAUUGGCACGAACAGGAACUUUGGCUUGACGAAAGAGGAGAGGGAGGAGAAAAUUAGGAGGAGGUAUUGGGAGCAGGACCAACGGACACGCAGGCGGCCUGCGGGGUGUAUGGAGGAUAUUCUUACGCAGAGAAAGUAUAGACUUACGACGGGGGUGUUUGUGGAUGGGAAGAGGCCGCCCUUCCGCCGAAGGAUGGAUGGAGACGUAGGGGCUCUGCAGUAG
Molecule: messenger RNA, 705 nt
Organism: Bacidia gigantensis
Lineage: Eukaryota; Fungi; Ascomycota; Lecanoromycetes; Lecanorales; Ramalinaceae
Exons: 1
Coding region: 1-705 (234 amino acids)
Source: RefSeq, a predicted model, not a curated record